Messenger RNA from Onthophagus taurus, 2735 nucleotides. Its product is annotated as F-box/LRR-repeat protein 20. NCBI's taxonomy places the organism in Eukaryota, Metazoa, Arthropoda, Insecta, Coleoptera, Scarabaeidae. The record is from RefSeq and is a predicted model, not a curated record. Gene Ontology annotation, cellular component: cytoplasm. Gene Ontology annotation, molecular function: protein binding.
GUCGCGCAGGCAGACAGACCGUUUUGCGAACUCGACGUGAAACGAACGGGAACAAUAAUAUUAAGAGAGGAGGCCGUCGGGCCUGUUGUGUUUUUUUAUUUUACCAACGCGUUUUCGUUUUGGAUAGUUUUCCAUCGCACGUGGACGGAGAAUGACGGACACGAUAGAGUUUAUUUACAAUCUUUUGUACGAAACGGCAUUGAAAAUUUGAAGAUAUCGUGACAUGUGCAAAGAUUUUGGAUAUUUUAUUAAUAACAACUAUUACGAAGGAGGAUUUCAACAUUGAAAAAUUUUUUCAAACAAAAAGAACAAGAAAAAUGGCUACUGAAAGUGUCAAAACUGGAUGUAAACAGUUCACAAGAGCAUUUUGUGAAGAAGACGCAAUGAUCAACAAAAAACUACCGAAAGAACUCCUCCUAAGAAUAUUUUCAUAUCUCGAUGUGGUCUCUUUAUGUCGUUGCGCUCAAGUUUCCCGACAAUGGAACGUUUUAGCUUUGGACGGUUCGAAUUGGCAACGAAUAGAUCUUUUCGAUUUUCAAAAAGACGUCGAAGCUCCGAUUAUCGAAAACAUUUCCAGAAGAUGCGUCGGAUUUCUUCGUCAAUUAUCUCUACGCGGGUGUCAAUCAGUCGUUGACGGUUCCAUUCGAACGUUGGCUCAGAUGUGUCCAAACGUCGAAGAUUUAAAUUUGAAUGGAUGCAAAAAACUAACGGAUACAGCAUGUUUAGCUUUAGCCAAUAAUUGUUCGAAAUUGCGUCGUUUAAAUUUGGAUAGUUGCUCUAACAUUAGCGAUGUAUCAUUGAAAGGAUUAAGCGAAGGUUGUCAACAGUUAACCCAUAUUAACGUUAGUUGGUGUAGUAAUAUUACUGAAGAUGGAGUUGAAGCUCUUGCCAGAGGUUGUUCAAGACUUAGAUGUUUUAUUAGUAAGGGGUGUAAACAAAUUACACCAAGGGCUGUGAUAUGUUUGGCAAGAUAUUGUCCGCAAUUGGAAAUUGUUAAUUUAUUAGGUUGUAGUAAUAUUAGAGAUGAAGCUGUAAUAGCGUUGGCGAACAAAUGCACCAAUUUACUUUAUAUUUGUUUAUCGGGGUGUUCGAAUUUAACAGACGCUUCAUUAAUAGCGUUGGCUCAACAAUGUUCUAAUCUUUCCACUUUGGAGGUAGCUGGUUGCGGACAUUUUACGGACACCGCGUUUCAAGCAUUGUCUAAAAGUUGUAAAUAUUUAGAAAAAAUGGAUUUGGACGAAUGUGCCCUUAUAACAGAUCUCACAUUAACUAACUUAGCUAUGGGCUGUCCGCGUUUGGAAUAUUUGACGCUUUCGCAUUGUGAAUUGAUCACAGAUGAAGGAAUAAGACAUUUAUGUUUGUCACCUUGUGCCGCGGAGAAUCUAACCGUCUUGGAACUCGACAAUUGUCCAUUAAUCACGGAUGCAUCUCUCGAAUAUCUCACGUCCUGUCACAAUUUACAAAGGGUGGAAUUAUAUGAUUGCCAACUUUUGACGAGAGUUGGUAUUAAGAGAUUAAGGACACAUUUGCCGAACAUUAAGGUGCAUGCGUAUUUUGCCCCAAUAACUCCGCCACCGGUUACGAACAGCGGCCGCAAUCGUUACUGCCGGUGCUGCGCAAUCCUGUGAGAGGACGGCCCCCGGGUCCCCGAGAACACUCCACCGCCAUGAAGCUAUGUGUUCAGCACGCUUGCGUGACACGUCAACGUCGUAUUUGCGCCACAAAAAAUAUUUAAAACCUACAAAAUAAACAUAAAAAUUCAUCUUCCCUUUACAAACAUUUUGCAAAACCACAUCAAAAUCUUUUUACUAAACUAUAAUCCUUUUAAUGACUAUUUUAUGAUUUUUAAUGGGAAGAAUGAAUUUUUUGCGCAUCGAACGUGAUCGUUAAACGUUAAAACAUUUUUUCGUAAUUAGAUCUUUCUUCGUUUUUCGGUAGUGUCCGUAGGUGGCCGUCGGGCGUGGAUUAAAAAAAGGGGCCGGAGGGCCGUUGUAUUCUUGUAUUUGUGUACAUUUUUCGUCAAAAAGUAAAAAUAAAAACGUUUACGUUUACCAAGUAUGUAUUCGGUAUACAUAAACUAUUUAUCUAUUAUUGAGAUAAUAAUUAUUAUUAACUAUUAAUUCAUGUUGAGUCAAACAACGUUGAUCGUGUUGAUAUAUUAAUUACAGUUAGUAAUUGUUUUGAACUAUUAGUGAGUAAAAACAUGUUUGUUUAAGAAGUAUAGCAAAAAAAAAUAUUUUGUAUAUUUUGGUGAUUAUUAUUGGUCAUUAUUUAUUGAUGUACGUAUUUGUAUAAACGUAGAUGUUCUAUUAACGAUUAAUUCCUUCAAUUUUAAACAAGACAAAAUUGUCUUUUAUAUACAUAUCAAUAUCGUCUUUUUCUUUUGGGAUUUAACUUUAUUUCUUCUUCAAACUAAAAAUUUUUAUUUUCUUUUUUGAUUGAUCUCAACUUUUACGUUUGAAAUGAGUUUAUUAAGUCUUUAUAGAACAUGUACGUUUUAAUCUUUUAUUGGAUAAGAAUGGAGUAGUGCCGAAAUUAAAAAAAAAAACAAUGUUAAAGGUGCACCACAAAAUACUUUUUCAAAGCAAUUCGAUCCCGAGAGUUGAUAAGUAGAGUUCAUAAAAAUAGAGAGUUUCGGUAGGAUGUUUUGUCGUUGAUGGUUACUAAAAUAUAGCGUCGUCGUCGUUGCGAGGUCGCUCUGUUUUUUUUAAUAAAAUAACUAUAAUUACUAUUAA